Molecule: messenger RNA, 11822 nt
Organism: Mizuhopecten yessoensis (Yesso scallop)
Lineage: Eukaryota; Metazoa; Mollusca; Bivalvia; Pectinida; Pectinidae
Product: plexin-A4-like
Exons: 34
Biological process (GO): sensory neuron axon guidance; motor neuron axon guidance; positive regulation of axonogenesis
Cellular component (GO): semaphorin receptor complex
Molecular function (GO): semaphorin receptor activity; protein binding
Source: RefSeq, a predicted model, not a curated record
UACGAUAUUUUCCAACAGUGCACUGUAUAGUUGGAUUUUAGAGACGAGGGUUGUUAUACGCUAAAAGUUUGUUGAGGUAUGAUUACCUUCGUUUCAAUUAUUUGGAAUACUAUUUUAAUUAAGGUUUGAUGGACUAGAUGUGUGCACUGGUGUUGAGUCGAUGUUGUGAAGACAUGUUAUCAGGAUGAACAAGUCAUCCACUAUGAAGAUUACAAACUUAUGUUACCUUCUGCUGUUGCUACAGGUCUUAUCCACUGUAGUACUGUGUAAGCAGACAAACUAUAUCGUAACGACGUUCCCUAACCCCCACCAACAGGAAACCUUUAUCAACAUGGUGCGCGAUGUGGGCAGCGGAAAGCUUUUCGUCGCUGCGGUUAACUAUCUAUACAAGUUUUCCUCCGAUUUGAAAUUAGAACAAGAGGUGGUAACGGGACCUAAAGAAGACAACCCAAAUUGUCUUCCACCAACAAGAGGGACGUUCCAUUGUAGAUUGCCGAUUAGUCUAUGGGAGAAUUACAACAAAGCAUUAGUAAUCAUGGAUAGUGAGAUUGAGUCCGAGAAGCGACUCAUUUCUUGUUCUACUCUUUUUCACGGAUACUGUGAAAAACGCUGGCUGUCCAACAUUAGCGAGAUGGACGAAAUAUUAUACAAACCGGUGGUGGCGAACAAUCGUACGGCCACGACAGUGGUGUUCAUUGGCCCGGGCCCAACUAGAAACAACGUUAUGACUAACUCCCUGUAUGUUGGGGCAUCGUGGACAAACACAGGCCAGCGUGGGGUUCGUGACCUCGUCAACGCAUUCAGUAGUCGGCGCUUGGACGAUUUCAAGUUGACCUGGGAAACCUUUCAGGACAAGUCUGGCAAAUCUAUUGAACAGCUGCACCGCCAGUCUUUCCCAAUCUAUUACAUAUUCGGUGUUUCCACAGAUGAUUUUAGUUAUGUUGUCACUGUCCAGAAAUCCAGCACUGAUCCUAAGGCCCAGUUUAUCUCCAAGCUGAUUCGUGUUUGUAACCAGGAUGCCAAAUUCCGGUCAUAUACGGAGGUGGAGCUGCGGUGUAACUAUAAAGGCGUAACUUACAAUCUAGCCCAAGCCAUGUACCUGAUCAAACCGGGGACGGUCCUGGCCGAGGCCCUGGGUAUCAAUCUCACAGAGGAUGUGUUAUUUGGUGUGUUUUCCAGUGGUUCCCCAAACCAGGCUGCGUCUAAUGCCAGGGAAUCUGUCAUGUGCAUAUAUCCGAUGAAGGAAGUCCGCAGAAUGUUCACCGAAAAUAUACGCAAAUGUUUUAAUGGGACAGGGAUGACUGGACCAGAUUACAUCGUCAUACCUAACCAGUGUUUAAGCUCGCCCUACCUCAAAGAUAUAAACGAUGGUUACUGUGGAACACUGGAUUUUAACACACCAAUCAAUGGCCAGGAUCCAAUCGUGGCCAAUGCUGCUCUCAUCAUCAACAAGGCCAUCUCGACUAUCAUCGUGACCACCACCCACAGAUACACUGUCGCCUUUCUGGGUUCCCAAGAUGGUCAUAUAAUCAAGGUUGCGAUAUCGUCCCAAGAGGUUGCAGAGGCAUAUGAGGAGGUCGUCAUUGAUGAGGGAAAUGCCAUCCGAAAGAACAUGUACUUUGACACGGACCAGCGCCACCUAUAUGCCUUCACAGAUACAAUGAUUUACAAGAUUGUGGUGAAGAACUGCAGCCAGUAUAAGACUUGUGAUACGUGUCUGGGUACCAGGGAUCCCUACUGUGGCUGGUGUUCCCUUGAGGACAAGUGUAGUGUUGUGUCGGAGUGUAAGAACCACGACCAUGACCUUCACUGGCUGGAGUAUAGCGGUCAGACAUGUCCAAACAUUACCCACGUGUUACCAGACAAGAUACAGAAGGACAACACAAAGACAACCAGACUGACCUUGAACAUUUCUAAUCUACCGAUGUUCAACGGGAAUUUUAAGUGUGCCUUUGUCAAAGGGAAUACCAAGGUGUUGACUGAUGCCAACCUGACCCAUACAACCAACGUGAUCACUUGUAACACUCCGCCCGCUUACAGUGUACCAGAAUUUCCAUCUGGAGCAGAUCAUGUGGUGAUGCAGUUGUCCGUCUUGAUGAAUGGCAUGGAAUUUGUGUCUACCAACUUCACGAUUUUUGACUGCGAAGUUCAUACAAAAGAUGCGUGCUACAGAUGUACAGCCAGCAAUUUCAACUGCACCUGGUGUAUCCAAAACCACAUCUGUACUAAUUCCCCACUGGAGGACUGCAGUACCAACGACAAGUUCAUCUCUGGCUCUAAGAGUGAGGGACUGAUGCUACCCAAUGAACCAGGACCAAACUACUGUCCAACCUUCAUGUCCAAGCAUAUAUCUGUUACUGAUGGUAUCCCAAACAUCCUUGUGCCAUCUUUCACGUCCAAAAAAGUCUCCCUCAUCGGCAAGAACAUCAAGGACUUCCAGGCGCCAAUCCACUGUGUGUUCAGCCAGGGAGGGGAGGAACAGCGGGUGUUAGCCAUAGUAACAGAAUUUAACGCAGGGGACAAGGUCAUUGAGUGUACCAAUUUUUAUUUUUAUUACCCAGACAAUGUGAGCUACCUCAAUGUCCCUCUCAAAGUGGAAUGGGGCACCGGUAACAAACCCCUGGAUAACCCUAGUCAUCUGCAAAUUAGGAUGUAUAAGUGCGAGAAGAUGGCGAGUUCGUGCGGGGAAUGUCUGGUGAUGGACUCGGGCUACAGCUGUGGUUGGUGUAAUAGCGACCAAGCCAGCAGUAAGGUCUGCAGCAUCGAGAAGAACUGUCCUUUUAACAACUGGUUGUCCUUCACAGAGACCUGUCCUAAUCCAAAGAUUCUCAAGAUUCGUCCACUGACCGGUCCAAAGGCAGGGGGAACAGAGCUGACCAUCGAUGGCUUGGACUUAGGCAAGACUUUCGAUGACAUUGUCAGCAAUGUUGACGUGUUUGGAAUACAGUGUCUGCCCAUUCGCGACAAGUAUAUUCCAGCCGUUAGGAUCGUGUGUCGGACAGAUGUAUUUCACAACAAAGACAGGACAACUGGUCCUGUCCGUGUGACCGUCAACAGCAGGUACCCCUCCGAGUCCAAGGAACAUUUCACCUAUGUGGACCCUGUGAUAGAAAGCAUCCAGCCCAGCCAUGGUCCCCAGGCAGGUGGGACCAGAGUCACUAUCAACGGCCAGUAUAUGAAUGCUGGUACCAACAUCACAGCGUACAUAGGGGGACGGGUCUGUUCAUCACACAAGGAAAGUAAAUCAUCCAACCAAUUUGUGUGCGUGACUCCAAGUUCUCGAGAGGUCACAAGUGCUGCCAAGGUCAAGAUGUGGUUUGAUAAACAGCUCGUUCCAAGUGAUCAGUUCUUCGACUAUGUAGACAAUCCAAUCAUUGAGGAUGUCAACCCGAAAAAGUCUAUCAGGAGUGGAGGUGUCACUGUUACGGUGACUGGUCAAAAUCUGGACGCGGUCAAAAAUCCCAAGAUGGUCAUUCUCACAGAUGCAUUGUCUUUUGAAGGGGACUGUAAGCCAGGCAAUGCACAGAUGUUUACCUGUCUCUCUCCGAUGAUUGACCCUCAAAUAUUCAGGAGUCGUAAACGACGUGAUGUCUCGGUACCAUCAGCUCGCUCAUUCCACUAUGGAUUCCGAAUGGAUAAUGUCACAGACUUGCUCAACCUGACGAAAUUUGACGAGAAACAAUUCAAAUCAUUCAACAUCUAUCCUGAUCCGACAUUUGAACCAUUCCCCGGAAACAAGAUUAAGUCAUUUCAGAAAAAGAACAACGAAUACCUGACCAUCAGUGGUCAGUACCUUAGCAGUGGUAUCCGGCAGAACGAUGUGAUGGUCAAGAUUGGACGAGGCUACUGUAAUGUGACUUCAGUUGGUAACCAGUUAACCUGCCAGCCUCCGAAGUCACAGCCUCAGUCUGACAAGGGAAAUCGCUAUCCUGAAGUGGAAAUCUACAUCGGAAACAACCUCACCAUUUUCAUUGGCUACCUGAAAUACGAGGAGGCCAAGUUCCCACUACCCCUGGAGUACAUCAUUCUGAUUUCGGCCGGUGGUGGCGUCCUCUUAAUCUCCAUCAUAGUUGUCAUCAUCAUGUAUCGCUUCAAGUCCAAGAAGAACGACAGCAUGAUGAAGAAGAUGCAGAUUCAGAUGGACAACCUGGAGGCCAAAGUGGCUAAGGAGUGUAAAGAAGCUUUUGCUGAGCUGCAGACGGACAUGACAGAGCUAACCUCUGACCUCUACGGUCAGGUGGCCAUUCCGUUCUGGGAUUACCGUACCUACUGUAUGAGAGUAUUGUUCCCCAAACAGGACGCACUUGACCAAGAUGUUGACCACCCGGUCAUCAGGGACCUUGAGGUGGACUAUGCCAGGAGGGAGAGUGUGGAGAGAGGGCUCAAGCAGUUCGCACAGAUGCUCAACAACAAAACCUUCCUGUUGAUCUUCGUCCGUACCCUAGAGGGACACAAGCACUUCACAAUGCGGGACCGUGUCAACGUCGCGUCCCUCAUCUCUGUGGCUCUACAGACCAAGAUGGAGUACGCAACAGAUAUACUGAAGACCCUGCUUGCAGAACUGAUCGAAAAAUCUGUAGAAGGCAAAAACCAUCCCAAGUUGUUGUUAAGAAGGACCGAAUCAGUAGCUGUAAUUACUGUAUAUAUCAUGUUACUAAUUACACCUAAUGGUUACUGUUUGUAGGAGUGUGCAGGGGAGCCGUUGUUUAUGUUGUAUCAGGCCAUGAAACAACAAGUAUCAAAGGGACCAGUAGACAACGUCACCAGUGAGGCCAGAUACUCUCUCAGUGAGGACAAGCUCAUCAGACAACAGAUUGAAUACAAACAAAUGACUGUAUAUGUACAAGACAUGGAACAGUUUGGACAGCAGCCUCACCCAGUGAAAGUUUUGGACUGUGAUACCAUAGCACAGGUCAAGGAGAAGAUACUAGAUGCUAUCUAUAAAAAUGCGCCGUUCAGUAGUCGGCCUAUAAAAGACGACGUAGACUUAGAAUGGAACAGCGGGAUUAAGGGGCGUCUAAUCUUACAAGAUGACGACGUGUCAACGAAGAUAGAAGGAGAAUAUAAACGGCUCAAUAACUGCUGCCACUACAAGGUACCUGAUGGUGCGUUCAUGACGUUGGUGCCAAAACAGCCACAGUCCUACUAUAACAUGUCCCUCAACUCCAAUGAUAAAUCUGGGUCCAAGCUGUACAGUGAUCUCAUUUACUCCAGAAGUCCAUCCCUAAACCGAACUCCACAAGGUUUCCAUGCCGACACGGACGGGAGUGGCUACAAGUAUUACCACCUCGUCAAACAACACGAUGCAGAAACCUUGAAGGAGGGAGAUCGGGGCAGUAAGAUGGUGUCAGAGAUAUAUCUCACUAGACUUCUUGCCACUAAGGGUACUCUUCAGCAGUUUGUGGAUGACUUGUUUGAGAGGAUAUUCAGCACGAACCACAGAUGUACCGCCCUUCCCCUUGCCAUUAAGUACAUGUUCGACUUCCUGGACGACCAAGCCCUGCAGCAUGGUAUACAGGACACUGAAGUUGUGCACACAUGGAAAUCCAACAGUCUUCCACUAAGGUUCUGGGUUAAUGUGAUAAAGAACCCUAACUUUGUGUUUGACAUCUACAAGUCCCCCAUUGUUGAUUCCUGUCUGUCGGUGGUGGCCCAGACAUUCAUGGACAGCUGCUCCAUGUCUGAGCACCGCUUGGGUAAGGACUCGCCGUCCAGCAAGCUUCUGUAUGCCAAGGACAUCCCCAAGUACAAGAAGUGGGUGGAGAGAUACUACCAGGACAUCAAAAUGAUGCCCGCAAUCAGUGACCAGGACAUGACCGCCAUGAUGACCGACGAAUCCAGGUGUCAUCAGGAUGAGUUCAACACUAGUGCAGCCCUCCUUGAGUUAUAUAAAUAUGUACAGAAAUACAAUGAGGAGUUGUGGCAGGCUCUUGAAGAAGAUGAAUUUGCCAAGAAGAACCGCCUGACAUACAAACUAGAGCAGGUUCGAAUGACCAUGGAGGCAGAAGUUUACUGCUGAUACACAUAUCACACUCACAAAGGAGCUUUAAUUUCAUCAUUUGUUACUAUGCAUACUUGGCUUUAAUGCAAACAUUGGUUAGAUGGAGAUCUGACUCUUGUGUUUAGUUUGUUUUGAAGUGCUGCUACUGCUGAUGGUUACAUAUACCUCUUCAGGUCCAUUUUUGUCGAAUUUUCCUCUGUCGUCACACGUCAAGUGCUGUGAAAUAUAUAUCUAUGUUUUUCUAUUCCUCAUCCCUGUUGGAGUAAAAGUGAGUGCCAUUUACUUAGGAGACGUGUAUACCAAUAAUGAAAUUUGGUGUCAUCUACCUUGGAAAAUUCUACGUCUGUAUAAAUGAAGCUGAGUUUUCGCCUCCUGUUACCUGCCAUCCACACAAGACGAAUCUCUGUAUGCUGUCUAUGUCUGCGCGUGGUGCUUGACCAGCUGGUUCCCACAUCUGGUUCCAGCACUUGUUGUUGAUAGCAAAACUGUCCCAGUAAAACCAAUGAAGUGGCAUUUUUGUGAUUAACUAAGAACUGUCUGAUUGCCAUUUUGAUGUAAACAUAAGCGUCCAAACAUUGUUUGUACUCACACACUGAGACUUGUUUACAAGAGCAGCGAGACUGGUUCAUUGAACCACUGGGCUUGUUUACAGAGCAGUGUUACAAGUUCACAAAGCAACAAGACUGGUUCAUCAAACCACAGGGCAGUGAGACUGGUUCAUUGAACGAUGGGACUAGUUCACAGAGCAGUGCAUCUGGUUCACAGAGCAGUGCAUCUGGUUCACAGAGCAGAAAGACUGAUUCAUAGAACAGCAAUACUUGUUCAUAGAACAGUGCAACUGGUUUGCAGUAUAGUGAGAUUGGUUCACAGAACUGGUUCACUGACGGAGAUGACAGGACAUGCAUGUGUUCAUUGACAUACUACAUAGCUGGUGUAUCAUACCAGAACUAUUUGUAUGUAAAAAUUUUAUGUGUUUAAUCCAUACAACUAUUUUUAACUAUAAAUAAUAUUUACCUGUAAGUAUAUAAAAUCAGCUGAUUACAUAUUUUCGUAUCACACCUUGCUGUAGGCAGGGAUAGUGUGUCAUCUUUAUAACGAUUAUAGCCAGAAUUUAAUACUUCGUAAAAACAUUACACAAACUGUAGUUGGUAUUUAACUAGUUUCUGUAUUGAAAUUUAAUUUCCUUGAAUUUGACAAUUGGUUGUAAAUGCAGUAUUCCUUCCAAAUGUGAACUGUUUUGAAAUUUUUAAAAAAGGAAGAACAUUUUAGAUUUAAAAUAAAGAUGUAUUAAGGUUACCUUUAUUUAUAACCAUGAACAUUUUAGCAUAUAUUCACCUCCAUUAUUUAUGUCAAGAUGUAGGACACACGCUCAUGUACAUAAUAACAUUGCAUAUAUCAUUAGGGCUACUUGCUAGGAGAGUAUAGUAGAUAAAGUUUCUUUGUGCCAAAAGUAUCAUUAUCCAUUCAACCCUCUGCUAAUACAAUUAACACUGAGAAUACCCGUUAAAAUGGUAUACCUUACUUGCCAUAGAUUUGUUCUCUAUGCAUAUAUGUACAAUCAGUAUAUGUGUAAUUAUGCUGUUUAUUGGUGGUCUUAGAUAGUCUGGCCUAGAUUUGUAAUUACAAUAAAACCCUUAUCAUCUCAAAAUGUGUCCAUCAAAAUGAUCCGCCUCAUGUAUGGCUGCAUGCUUCUUCAGUAUCUGGUGUUAUCAGACGAGUGAAUUGGGUAGGGAUGCUUACUACAAUCUUGAUACACAUGUCACAAUAACCCACCAGAAAGUGUAAACACAUACCCAGUUGUCACCCUAGAUAACCCACCAGACACCAAAAGUGUUGAUAUGUACCCAGUAACCACACCCCUAGAUAACCCACCAGACACCAAAAGUGUUGACAUGUACCCAGUAACCGCACCCCUAGAUAACCCACCAGACACCAAAAGUGUUGACAUGUACCCAUGCAGUAAUUGCACCCCUAGAUAACCCACCAGUCAUCAAAAGUAUUGACAUUUACCCAGUAACCGCACCCCUAGAUAACCCACCAGACUUUAAAAGUAUUGACUUGUACCCAGUAACCGCACCCCUGGAUAACCCACCAGACUUUAAAAGUAUUGACUUGUACCCAAUAACCGCACCCCUAGAUAACCCACCAGACUUUAAAAGUAUUGACUUGUCCCCAGUAACCGCACCCCUAGAUAACCCACCAGACUUUAAAAGUAUUAACAUGUACCCAGUAACCGCACCCCUAGAUAACCCACCAGACUUUAAAAGUAUUGACUUGUACCCAGUAACCGCCCCCCUGGAUAACCCACCAGACUUUAAAAGUAUUGACUUGUACCCAGUAACCACACCCCUAGAUAACCCAUCAGACUUUAAAAAUAUUGACAUGUACCCAGUAACCUCACCCCUAGAUAACCCACCAGACUUUAAAAGUAUUGACUUGUACCCAGUAACCAUACCACAAGAAAAACCUACCAGACUUUAAAAGUGUUGAGAUAUUCCCUAAAAAUACACUAUGAUUAACCCUCAAAAUUUGUUUGACAGAUGUACAAACCCAGAAACUGCAACCCUAGACAAACGUGCCAGACUGAAAAAUUGUUGAUACAAAGCAAGUUACCACACCCCUUGAUAAACCCACCAGGCUUAUACACAUUAGCUACUUCCCUAGCCUACCCUACUUAAACCAACCAGUCUUAGAAAGUGAUGACAUAUUGCAAGUAACUACACCUCGUAGUUAAACCCACCAGACUUAGAAAGUGUUGAUACAUACCCAGAAACUAAACCCUUAGAUAAACGAUAAACCCACCAAAUAUUAGAACCAACGACUACUGGUUGUUUAUCAAGGAUAUUUUAAUUUAACAACAGAUGAAAUUAUGUGAUUUACAUGCAUACAUUAACUGUAAUUGAGUGAUUUUGAGUAAUCACUGAAACCUAGGUAACAUGUAUGAAUGUUUUUUACAACAAAUAUGUUAUGCUCAUAUAUUUACCUUUAAGAUUUUAAAUGUCGAGAUGUGCAAGGUUGUGCUAGUCAAAGUCAUGUUAUGUAAUCGUGCUGUAUCUUGUAAUUUGGGACAUUGUGACGUUUCAUAGGUCACUUUUUCACAUGUCCGAGUAGAACCCUUGUAAGUCUGCAUAUUUUUUUGUUUAUAUAUCUACAUGAACCAUAUGUUGUCAAUACAACUUUUAAUAUAGAUAUUAAAAUAUUAGUUGUUGAGUGUAGAGGUUUUACAGUAACACAAUAUAUUAUCCAAAACCACUCGUAAAAAAAUAAGAGCGUUUAAAAUUAUUUAUACUUCCCUAAAGUUCUUCCGUUAAUCUUCCAGAGGUGAGAAAUUUUAUACUGCGAGCUUCCAUACAGUUAUCUCCCUUACUGAUGCUAUAUAAGACAGUGUUACCUCCCUUUAUUUAUAAUCUGACAGAGUUACCUCCCUUACUGUUGCUUUGUGACAGUGUUACCUCCCCUACAGUUGUUAUGUGACAGUUUUAAGAAAAAGACCAGUGCAAUUUUUACUGUAACCAGCUCUGAACAUUUUCAAAUGUUAAACUGGAUUAUUUUUUUCUGAUUUUAUUUGACAGAAACAAACAAAUUAUCACUGAAAACUAAAACCUUUAUAAUGACCAUGAUAUAAGUUUUUUUCUAUAAAAUGAUAUUAGAUUGUGCUGUCAUAGUUACAAACCUAACAUUAAUCACUUAAAUGUUAAUGAAUUUGGUGAUUAAUUUGAUGUUUUCACAAAUCGAAAGCACAAGGGAAAACUAUAAAAAGUAUUCAUCCCAUGAGUUAAAAUGUGAGCAAUAUAGAAACAUGAAUUUUUUGUUACAUAUGCAGAGAUAGUGUGGACUGAAGUUCAACAACUCAUCAACGGUUUGUCAAAUAAUGGUGCACAAGAUAAUUUUACUAUGACAUCACAAUAAAAUCAUGAGAAUGUUCCCCCACCCCCAGAAAAUUCAGUUCUGUGAUUGGUCAAUUACCAUAAAAAAAAAAUAUACAAAAAGAAAUAUUUUACACAUUUUAAAUAUAUGUUAACUUGAUUAGGAAGUGAAACUUUUAAUUGAUUUAGAUUCAAUUUCAUUCUCAUAGGGUCCAGACACAUGUCUUAUUGCUUGGCUCAAGGGUUUUGAGGAAUGAGAAUUUAUUUUGACUCUUAAAAAGGAGGUUGUAUGUUCUGAUUAAUUGAAUUAGUUAUUAGAGUUCUACCAAGCGCGAUUUGAUGUUAUGCCAAACCAGAGUAACUGUCAUUAUUUUAUAUGAUUUGUUAUAAUAGUGACAUAUUGAGAAGUAUUAUAGACUGCUUUAAAAAGAGUGUCACCCCUAAAUUGUGUAGUCAUUUUGAUCAUUUCACUUCAAGCUUUUUUUGUCAGUUAGGUUAAUGGAGUAAGAAACAUUGAAUAGGAAGUGUAGGGAAAUGUCUUAUUUUUAUAUUGUAUGGUUUAGCACUUAAAUUUUCUGAUGUAAAGACAGUUUGUCGAUAACGGAUUAUGUCCCAGAUUGUUGUAAAAAUCGGAUUCCAUUAUCAUUUGUUUGUCCUUAUUUGUUUGUUUUUGGAAAUAUUUGCAUUGUGAAUUUGUCACUGAAAAAAACCCUAAACAAAAUCCACGAUUGAUGAACUUUUUUGUGAUAAUAUGUAUAGGUAUAUAUUUUGUGUUUCUUUUUUUUUCAGUUACUGUUUCCGUAGGGUUUAUUCUAUUGUGUGACAUUAGCUAUGCAGGAUUAUCUCCUAGUCCCUCACGUGGUACAUCAGUGGUCGUAUUAACAUUCUCAUUGUGUAUAAAGUGUACACACGAAAAGUGCAUUAUAGCCGAUAUCUAAAUCAUGUAAAUAUCACACUGUACAAACCUAUUAUUGAAUUUAGAUAUAUUAUGAUUAAGAUUAUUGUAUGGGUAUACUGUGAAACGAAAAACCAAAGAUGGAUGUGUGAGAUAUAGAAGGUUAGUUAUUACUGUCGGGUUAUAUCCUGGUGUAGCCACGGGGAUUUUGUGUAUGGUUGUAGAGAGUAGAGUGUGUGUUAUCAAUCUUUGGAUACGAUUCAUCACUUUGUUGCAUCAUUUUGCGUAAAAAAUAAAUAAGAUAAUCCGUAAAUAGAUGAUUAGCAAUGCUAGGUUUUAGGUUUAUUUGUACAGCUGUAUUACGAUCUCCACACAACGUGGCUUUUAGUUCCUCCACCGAUUCCAUUUGAGACCAGAGGGUCAGCUGACACUGUAAGGAGUUGUUUGGCGUAGAUUUUAGACUAGCUUUAGGCUUCAGAUCUAGAUAGCUUGUGAUUUUUGGUAUGUCAGGUAUUUUAAGUUUCAGCAAAUUUUAUGAGCUCUUCAUAAAACAAUGUGGCAUAUGUUUAGAACGUUGGAAUAGUUUCUGUUCUCUGUCGUGGUAGAGGUCACAUCUCAAGGUUAAAUAAUCUACGUUGGCUAUGCAACUUUUUUCAUUUAUAUCAUUUACAUGCGGUUGAUAUUUAAAUACAAAUUUUUCAUUUGUAUAAAUGUAUUUAUAUAUAUAUAUAUAUGGGAAGGUUUGUGUGUUGGCUAUGGAAUCUACUGUUCCAAGUAAAUUAAGACACACAAUAUGGGGAUUGUGUGUUAGGGAGUCAGGUCACCCUCAUUGGUAUGACAGAAUGGGUGUAGCGUGUGUGACGAGUGUGUGUGAGAGUGAGGACUUCAGGUAUAUGGGCUGACACACAUGUGAGAGAUAGGCGCGUGUGAUAACUUGAAUGAAAUUGAUAAUGUAUGCAUGAGAUUUUAUACAAUUUUUGAUACAGUGAUUUAGAUGUGCAUCUUCUUAAAGCUAAGAAAAAAAUAUUUAAAAAAAAAAAUGAAAUAAAACAUUACUGCA